This is a messenger RNA of Epinephelus fuscoguttatus (brown-marbled grouper), 4007 nucleotides long. RefSeq names its product transmembrane protein 121B (gene tmem121b). The record is from RefSeq and is a predicted model, not a curated record. The transcript has 2 exons. Bases 835 to 2106 code for a protein of 423 amino acids. NCBI's taxonomy places the organism in Eukaryota, Metazoa, Chordata, Actinopteri, Perciformes, Serranidae.
CUGUGGAGGAUAAAUGAGGUGCAGACUUCCCUCAGUGUCACCAGUGAUGAGGAAAUACAGUGAAUACUGGACGGAGCAGUGAGUGACAACCCUGCCCACAGAGUUAGAGUACUGUUUGCAGUGGAAACGCUAAACAGAUGUAGGGUCUUGGUACCAUGUCUGAAGGGUUACUGUUGGUUCCAAAGGUGUCAUACUAAAAGUGUUUGGUGGAAACGGGAAAAAAAUGCAUACCAAACUAAUCUGAACUGUAGCAGACUGCUUGGGCUACAGUGGGAGGAAUGGGGUGUAUAGGGACCCAGAUGCUCAUUUAUGCCCCAGGGCCCCAAACAGAUUGAUGCAGCCCCUGUAUCGACUUAAAACCAACAUUAAGGAGUAAUAACACUGUGUAUCCAGUGGACUUUACUGUAUAAGAUGUCUACACAGAAAUACCAAUGUUUAAAAAAAAAAAAAAAAGUCCAAACGUGUUAAGUGAAUAGGCUACAUAAAUCAUUUUUUGUAAACUGAAUACCUUUUAAAAAUAUUAUUUUCCUAAUUCUCUAUUUUUCUUUUUAGUCCAUUUGUAUAUAAUAUGUUAUGUUUGUUAUCAUUCUACCUGUGCAUAUGUUUAACUCGACAUGCAUCAGUGUUGAAACAUGUCAACUAUCACCGUGCUUCAGGAUCAUGUUCAGUACAAAAUAUUGAAAACAACAUAAAUUGCUUUAAGGAAUCAUAGCUAGUGUGAAGUAUGUAUUUUAAAAGAAAAUCUGUAGAUAAAAUGACGUAAUGAAAAGCAUUAUAAUAUGUGCAAAUAACUGUUGUAAACAAAAGCAGGUGUAGUCCAUUCCAUCAGAGUCCAUGCCUCUCUUUGCGCGCGCCUCUUUCUCUCCACCUUUAAAAGCAUCAGUGAGGAAGAAAGAGGGGAGAAAGGGAGGCGACCGCACAAAUACAAUGAUCUCAGAAACUGGGAACGACAAUCCGAAGGCAGAGUAUCUCCGAUCCGAAGCGAGCUAUAGCCCAGACUCCCCCGUCUCCUCCUCUCCGGAAGCCGGGCACCUCAGCAGGAGGCGGGACACCCAGACCACCAGCGGCAGCAUCAUCCCGGAGGAGAGCGGCAGCAUCCAGCCCCUGGUCUCCUCGGCCGCGGCCGCCGCCUGCAUCAUGACAUCGGGGGAGUUCAUGCAGACCGCUCCCCUGCUGGCGCACAAAUCCAAGAGGAGCCUGCUGUAUAAGGCGCUCUGCUUCCUCCUCCUCGUCUUCCAGGGCGGCAUUCUGGACUUCUACCUCAUCAUCUUCAACGACCUGUACUGGUGCUCAUGGAUAGCCACGGACCUGGUGGUGAUCUCGGGCUGGGGGAUUUUCUUCAUGAAGAACGCGCGGAGCAAGAGAGAGCGGGCCUGCGGCUUCCACCAGAAGAGCUCCAUCUUCGGCUGCAACCUCGGGGAGUUCACCUACGCCUACCUGGCCUGGCUCAUCUAUGUCAUCGCCUGCACGCCGAAGGUGGUGCUCAUCCUGGAGACGUCCAUCCUGGAUCUGAUCGCGCUCAAGGUCCCAUGCGGAGUGACCGGCUUCAAGAUCAUCAUGCUGCUGUCCGCGCCGCUGCUCUUCUGCCUCAUCAACUCCAUCAUCGAGGAUCUGAAUGGAGCGACGCGGCACCACUCCCAGAGCUGCUUCAUGAGCACUUGCCUGGACCUGCUGGACAGCUUCACGCUCGUGGAGAUGCUGCUGAGGAGCGAGAUCCCCACCGUGUACCUCAAGUACACUGUCAUCACGGUGUACUUCGUGGCCCUGGCCGUGCCGGUGAUCUGGCUCUACGAGCUGACGGCGUCCGAGCUGCGCUGCCGGUGGCUGUGGGCCCGCUUCUCCACGGGCCUGGUGGUCAACGCGCCCCUGCUUGUGGUCAGGUGUUUCCAGGUUUACGUCUACAAGAUGCCGGUGUCGGUGUUCAUGUUUAAAAACAUCUUCUUCUUGGCGUGUAAGUUCCUGGAGCUGGUGGAGCAGUGCGUGGCGGUGCGUGGAGUCCGGAGGCUGGCCGGAGGCAGCAACCCGGCCCAGUUCUCCCACUGCGUGUCCGAGAACGACAUGUGUCCGCACGGAUAUGUCAACACCCUGGCCGUCACACAGUCCUAGAGCCCGGGCUGACUGAGGGCCAGGGGCCGCCUGUCCGUCUGUCUGUCUGUCUGAUGGCGGGUAAAGUGGACGAGUCGUGUUGCGUUCCAGACACAGCUGGAAAUGGGAAAAUCCAAAUUACGAACACAGCUCCUGCUUCCAGAUAGACAGCAAAGCCACACAAAGGGUAUGUUGCUACGUCCAAGUGACGUCAGAUAACUGCAUCUCUGAAACCUCGGAGCUGACGAAUCUUUUUGAGGUUUUCUCUCGGACGGCCGAGGACAUUUUACAUUACAGGAGGAUGGAUUUUCCAAUUUUUGUACAUGUCUGGAAUGCAUCAUCUGUACCAGCCUUACAAAGCUCCCCUUUCAGACCAGUUUACAGGUGCUACAGUCAAACCCAACACCUGCAAUAGCCUACUAACAAACACAGAUCAAACUAUAGUGCAUUGGACCUUGUCGACUUGUGUGUGUUCAGUCUGUGAGUUUCACCUUGAACGGAGAGACAACAGCUGGACUUUGUGUCGUGUUGGGACGUAAAGUGCAAUUUGAAGAAUCCUCUGCUUUGACUCACCCCCUGCACACCAGUGUUUUCUAUUGAUAACGGUGUUGUCUGCAGAUCUGUGCUGCUUCUAAAUGCUGUUUCCGGUACUAACAGUAGAGUAGACACUUGUGUGUAAGUUAAUGCCAUGUAUAAAGAUCCAACAGUGCCAUGACUAACAGGUUUUCUACAGCCCUUUUCAAACGGACCACCUGCCAACAGAAGUUUCUGUUGGUGUCGCUGGCUGUGCCGCUGUUUUACUACUUCUCACACUUCUUGGAUCACGAGUCCUUAAAGAUCACUGGCUACUGGUCACUCUGACAUCCAUCAGUAUUCUGGGUCACCGAAGAGCCCAGCUCUUAAUCUCUCACCGAGAACACCUAUUUAUUCAUUCAUGGACCUCAGUAUUUCUUCAUUGCUAAAAGGUCGCACCCAGUAUACAAGAAAGCUCAGCAGACUCUGAAAAAGUCAUUCUCAACACAACUGUGAGUCUGGGACUACAGAUAUAUGCAUUACUGACUUAGUACUUUGUAAUCUAUGGACUCCCAAUUCUGUCAAGAAAGUCAGUUUGAGGGGAAAAAGAAAUUAGUGAUGUAAAAUAAUGUGCUUACAUGUAUGUAGAGAUGGUCGUUGUGGUUCCUGGAAUCUCUCUUUUUUAUGUCCCUUACCUCCAAGGUCACAGAUUACAGAGAGGGAAAAACAAAGUGGUAAAAAGUAAUCUGGCAGGUGACCUCCCAAAUCUGAACCAAUGGCAGUCAUCAACGAUCUGAUCAGUUUAAUGUAAUGAUACUCACUUCCAUUUUAUUGGUGUUAAAGGAACAAUCUGACAUUUAGGGAAUUUCUUUGGAACAAGCUGGCCCAACAAAUCAAACUUUAUUACUGACUUGUUGUGUCCUGUCAACACUUAAAGGUGCAGCACACAUGCCGGGCACUGUUGCUGUUGCGCUCUUGUGUCUAUUCUGUGCCAACUUUAAAGAGCACAGAGGCAGGUUGCAUCUGGAGUUGCUAAGCAACCAUAACAAGCACCUGCCUACUUACAUGAAAUCCUGAGUGCAGACCUGAUCUUCUUCCAGGUGCUAUUUUUUAAGUGUGUAGGCCUAAAGUAUUGUCGGUUAGACAGAUGUAAAGCCCUGGCGCCCCUGCACUAAAAUGAUAAACCUCUUCUCCAUAUUUAUCACAGGUUGAUAUUUACGGAAGAAGGGAAAGAUAUAUGUUGGCUGUGAUUGGUUGUUCCUUGUCACCUAUCAUGCAGUGCUCUUUUUAUCUCAAGGUGCAGGCGCUGCGCCCUAAAAAAAAUAGGCACUCGGGAACGUGUGCGCGACUGAUAUACACCACUGAUUGUGGAACUCAAAAUACUAACUGUACUGGUAUUAAAGGGAUAG